GUCGUACAUAUCAACCAAAAUACUAGCAUUUGGUAUGCAAUAAUGUAAAAGUAAUUUUUGUUUUUUCUCUCCUUUGAGUUAAACAAAUGAUUACAUAUUGUAUGUGCGGUUUUGGAGGAAAAACUGGGACAUCUGCAUUUCGCUGCAAAAAAUGUCGUAGACUUGUUGCAGUACAGGAUAAUGUUGUGGACCACAUUCCAGGUCAGGGUGAGACAUCUUUUGAAUGGCGCAAGCGGAAAGGUAGCAACUAUAACAACUUUGAGGAUUUUGAAUGUUCAUCCAUAUUUGUUGAGCCUUUAAAAUGGAUGACAGCAGUGGAAGAAGGUGCAAUGGAGGGCAAGUUGUCCUGCGCAUCCAAUGCAGUUGCGGGAGCUGGAUCACCCCUGCCUUCCAGCUCCAUAGAAGCCGAGUGGACAUGAGCAGCGUAUAAUAUCUGUGAAGAUAAAGCCUUUGGGAGUUGAGCCCACUUCAAAAGAUUAGUUCAAAUACCUCCAAAUGGUAGUUUAAGUGUCAGUUACUAUUUAACAAGAUAUAUAGUUUUCAAGAUAACAGCAAGCAUAGAAGAACAGGAGGUUUUAUGGUGUUUUUGGCACUGUUUGUAACCACAAGACCAAAUUUGAGUAGCUGCAGCUCAAGAAAAUGCUGCGCUUUUCCCCGAUUUGUGUUUCAUGAAAUUUGAGUUAUCAUUGCAACAGAAACUGGUUUAAUUACAUGACUGAUUCAAU
This is a messenger RNA of Rosa chinensis, 725 nucleotides long. Its product is annotated as probable inactive dual specificity protein phosphatase-like At4g18593. The transcript is spliced from 2 exons. Gene Ontology annotation, molecular function: protein tyrosine/serine/threonine phosphatase activity. The record is from RefSeq and is a predicted model, not a curated record. The coding region runs from base 87 to 419 and encodes 110 amino acids. Gene Ontology annotation, biological process: protein dephosphorylation. Lineage: Eukaryota; Viridiplantae; Streptophyta; Magnoliopsida; Rosales; Rosaceae.